Messenger RNA from Suricata suricatta (meerkat), 2353 nucleotides. RefSeq names its product GSK3B interacting protein (gene GSKIP). Gene Ontology annotation, molecular function: protein kinase A binding; kinase regulator activity. Gene Ontology annotation, cellular component: cytoplasm. The coding region runs from base 203 to 622 and encodes 139 amino acids. The transcript is spliced from 5 exons. The record is from RefSeq and is a predicted model, not a curated record. Lineage: Eukaryota; Metazoa; Chordata; Mammalia; Carnivora; Herpestidae. Gene Ontology annotation, biological process: regulation of canonical Wnt signaling pathway.
GGGCGGGGGGCGGGACGGCGCCACGGGGCCGCUCCAGAUGCCCCGGGAGGUAGGAAGAGGAGGACGGCGGGCGCGCGCAGGUGAGAAAACCAUGAGUCCAGUGAGGUUUCAUGGCCAGCCCAAGUUCAUACAGGCUUAGUGCCAUAAUGUAAACUGAGUUCAUUGUCACGUGAACCGUGUUAUCCAUGAGUAUUCACAAAGAAUGGAAACAGACUGCAAUCCCGUGGGGCUGAGCAGCAUGUCAGGACUGGAGGAAGAUGCGGAGCUUAAUGGUUUUGGAGGAGCUGACAUGAAGGACAUGAAGCUGGAGGCCGAGGCGGUUGUGAGCGAUGUUCUCUUCGCCGUCAACAACAUGUUUGUCUCAAAAACGCUGCGCUGCGCCGACGACGUGGCCUACAUCAACGUGGAAACGAGGGAGGGGAGCAGGUACUGCCUGGAGCUCACCGAAGCCGGGCUCAGGGUGGUAGGCUAUGCAUUUGACCAAGUGGACGAUCACUUGCACACUCCCUAUCAUGAAACAGUCUACUCUUUGCUGGACACGCUGAGCCCUGCCUACCGGGAAGCAUUUGGAAACGCACUCCUUCAAAGACUGGAAGCUUUAAAACGGGAUGGACAGUCGUGACUGAGCUUUUUCCUUUGCAGGGGGGCUGUGCUGGCACAAAACGCUGACCUAAAGCUUGAAAUUGUUACGUGUUGUCACGGUAGAAAACGCAUCUUUGGUUUUAGGUCUGUCAUUUCUUGCUUCAGAUUUAGGCUUUUGACUCCUAAUAUUAUUGACUAGUGGAUUCUCUUUCUUAGUUUUGGGUUCAUUAAGGGAAUGCAGAGGCCAUUGCUGGGACACCAUCAUUAAGACCUUCACAUUUCUUCAUAGAGUGUCUCCGCAUCUCAAAAACCUAAGCAGUAUUUCCUUCUGCUCUCACAGGACUUCGAUGCUGCCAGCACUUUUACAUAGGAAAUUCUAGAUUUGCACAGUAAUGUACAGGAAUUAAAAUGACCUAACUUCAGACUUUGAUUCAGCUUGCUAAAUCAGGGGUUUACUAUUAGCUUGGACUGACUUUGUAGUAGUUAUUGCUACUAGCCUUACUGGAAACAAACUAUCCACUAGUUUCCCCGGCACAAAUUUUGAAAUUCACUGCUUCACUUAAUCUAUUUAUAUUACUAAUAUGGACCGAUAAAGAUGAAGUAAUUCUAUACAUGACUUAGCUAGUAUUAAAGGGAAAACAGGGACUGAACUGAUAGUUCUGAAUUCCUUGUUUGCAACAGCCAGCCGACCAAGACCGUUAGCAGAUGAAUGUAAUAAUUACUCGUUUCCAAGAUACUGAAGCACACAAGCAAAUAUAGGAACAGGCUCCAUUUUUCUUAACAAAAAACAUCUUCAGUGCGUGUGUGACUUAAAAGGAAGAAGAUUCUGAUUUCCCAGAAAACCAUAUGGUGGCCUGUGUUGACUCCUAUCACGAAUGUUUGUUUACGUGAUGUACAGUCUAUAUUCAGAAAGUAUUUUUGCUUCUGCGUUUACUUUCUACAAAGCGGCGCUCUGGGCACUCGGGCCGCGCCCCGCCCUCCCCGCCAGCUGCACAGUGUUCGUCUCCAGGCCGCGUCUGCGGUAUAACGGGAGUGCAUUGUAUGGGUUUGGAACCAAAGGAUGAAUGGAGCAUUCAGACACUUCAUAUUUAAAAAGCGGGAGACUCUGUUUUUCUAUUUUAUUACAGGCACGAACAUUUAUAAAACUCACCUGUACCAUGCUGCUACAUGUUUUCAAGGUCGCGUUGAAUACUAAGGAUUGGCGAGUCGAUUUUUAGUGGUUAGUCUACAGCAGCAGCUUGUAGAAAUGUUGCACUAGAUUCUGCAUCCGGAGCCACCUUCCCAGCUCGUCAUCUGCAGACCGUCUCUCCUCACGAUUCGACUGAAGACCACGAAGAGCAGACCGCCGGGUGGCCUGUGGCCGGUCUCAGCGGCAGAAUCCACGGCGCGGCCCGAAGUGUGCUCGCUAGGGGCGCGGUCCUCACGCCUGCGUUUUCAGAUGCUCCCUGUCCAGGCAGUGAGGUCCGACCGCAGGCCAGGUUUUCUCACGCUUAACGCUCAGGCUAAAUAAAUGUAAAGGAUAUUUGUAAAGUUUGAAUAAAAUUCUGUCUACUCAUUUUGAGCCAAGUACGAACAAAAGUGAUUGUAUGUUCCGAAACUGACAUUGUUCGUUUUGUGAUACAUGGCUGGUUCCAGGAGCUUCCGCGUCCCGUUUUCGAAUUCCAUAUUGUUACAUUUUGCUGUGAUGUGAUUUGCUCUUUUUAUUAUGAUGAAAGAGAACAGAGAGAGAAGACAUUAAUAAAGUUAUACAGAUACUAAAACUUCCAUUUCA